UAUGUCAUGCUCUGUGUGACGGCUGUAACCGGCUGUCUGCGAGCCGGCCUGCCCCUUAUGCAAUGGUAGAUCAACCCUUAUGCAAUGCCGGAGCCUCCCAGCGAGUUCCACUGACAGCGCGCACCGCGCUCCCUCUGAUGGGACUGACUACUACAGAGGCUUCACGCGCUGCGCGCGCUUUCACACUGCCCUGGACGCAACCGACAACAUGAGUAUCCCGCGCGGCGCGCUCCCUCUGACAGGACUGACUACCGGGGUAUCCUCCCACUGACAGGACUGACUACAGGGGUAUCCCUUGCAGCACGUUCCCUCUGACAGGACUGACUACUACAGAGGUAUCCUCCCACUGACAGGACUGACUACAGGGGUAUCCCAUGCAGCACGCUUCCACUGACAGGACUGACAACUACAGGGGUAUCCUCCAACUGACAACAACAGGUCAGGGCUAUCCUCCCACUGACAGGACUGACCACUCCAGGGCUAUCCUCCCACUGACAGGACUGACCACUCCAGGGCUAUCCUCCCACUGACAGGACUGACCACUCCAGGGCUAUCCUCCCGCUGACACGACUGACUCCAGGGGUAUCCUCCCACUGACACGACUGACUCCAGGGGUAUCCUCCCACUGACAGGACUACUACAGGGGUAUCCUCCCACUGGCAGGACUGACUACUACAGUGGUAUCCUUCCACUGACAGGACUGACUACAGGGCUAUCCCGUGCAGCACGCUCCCUCUGAUAGGACUGACUACUUCAGUGGUAUCAUCACUCUGGGAGGACUGACUACUAUAGGGGUAUCCCACGCAGCAUGCUUCCUCUGACAGGACUGACUACUACGGGUGUAUCCUCCCACUGACAGGACUGACUACUACGGGGGUAUCCUCCCACUGACAGGACUGACUACUACAGGAGUAUUCUCCCACUGACAGGACUGACUACAGGGGUAUCCUCCCACUGACAGGACUGACUACUAUAGGGGUAACCCACGCAGCACGCUCCCUCUGACUGGACUGACUACUACAUGGGUAUCCCGCGCAGCAUGCUUACUCUGACAGGACUAACUACAGGAGUUCCCCGUGCAGCGUGCUCCCUCUGACAGGACUGACUACUGCGGCUUCCCGCGCAACCUGCUCCCUCAUACUGUACUAACUACUACAGGAGCUUCCCGCACAGAGCGCUCCCUCACACAGGACUGACUACCGGAGCUCCCCGCACCGAGCGCUCCCUCACACAGGACUGUCUAUAGGAGCUCCCCGUACAUUGCGCUCUUUCACGCAGGUCUGCCUACAGGGGUAUCCUGCGCGGAACGCUCCCUCUGACAGGACUGACUACAGGAGAUCCCCGCGCAGCGCACUCCAACUGACAGAACUGACUACAGGGGCUUCCCGCGCACAGUGGACUUCAAAGGUUCUGGAAAGCGGGACUCGCGGUCAGAGCGUGCCAAGUAGUACACCUGCAGGGGGCGGCUGGUCGGAAUGGGGAGGAGAUCUCUCAGAAUUGCAUCCUUGAUCUGUGCUGGUCUUGGCACAUCUGGGGUCUUCGUGUAUGGAUCUCAACGUUGGGACCCUAAUGAUUUUGGGAUUGUGCGGAUUGGAAGAGCUGCGCUAACGACAGCGGCCAUUACCUGCGAUUAUCUCGUAAGCCUCCACAGCGUUCCGCCGACUGUACAAGAAUAUGCUGUCAUCAAAUCACAGGUCCACACACGCUCUGCCCACCGACUGCUGGACCUGUGUUGUGCCAAUCGUGGCACGUUCAUCAAGGUGGGGCAGCACCUGGGUGCCCUGGAAUACCUGCUGCCCCCAGAAUAUACCCGUACCCUGAGCGUGUUGCACAGCCGAGCGCCAUCUACGCCCCUGCCCGACGUGCUGCGUGUCAUCCAAGAGGAGCUGGGAACAGAGAUGUCUGACAUAUUUGUACAAUUUGAGGAAACCCCGCUCGGCGCAGCCUCUUUAGCCCAGGUGCACAAGGCUGUACUGAAAGACGGUCGGGUGGUGGCCGUGAAGGUUCAGCACCCAAAGGUUCAAGCACAGAGUUCGCUGGACAUUUUGAUCAUGGAGGUCCUCUUGCACGUGGUGAAGAAAGUCUUCCCCCAGUUUGAAUUCAUGUGGCUGGUAGAAGAGGCCAAGAAGAACCUCCCCCGAGAGCUGGAUUUCCUAAAUGAGGGACGGAACGCAGAGAGAAUGGCAGACAUGGUCUGCAAGUUCCCCUUCCUCAGGAUACCCAGAAUCCACUGGGACUUGAGCACGAAGCGGGUUUUGGUGAUGGAAUAUGUGGAAGGAGGGCAGGUCAAUGACAGACAAUACAUGGAGCGGCAUAAGAUUGAUGUGGAUCAGGUUUCCCAAGCUCUGGGGAAGUUGUACAGUGAGAUGAUUUUUGUGCAUGGGUUUGUGCACUGUGACCCCCACCCUGGAAAUGUGCUGGUCCGACAGAGUUCAGACAUCAAAGGACCAGAAAUCAUCCUUCUAGACCAUGGACUGUACCAGGAGCUGACUGAUAUCUUUCGUCUGAAUUACUGCCGCCUGUGGCAGGCACUGAUAGCUGCUGACAUGAACGGGGUCCGUAGAUACAGCCAGCGUCUUGGAGCUGGCGAUUUAUACCCCCUAUUUGCUUGUAUGCUGACUGCACGGUCCUGGGACUCUGUAAACCGGGGCAUUGAUCGGGGGCCAGUCAGUGGGGAAGAGGCUGAGGAGAUCCGCAACAAUGCAGCCACAUACCUCCCACAGAUCAGCCAGCUCCUGGCCAGUGUCCCGCGUCAGAUGCUGCUUCUCCUGAAAACCAAUGACCUCCUACGCGGUAUCGAGACCUCUCUGUGCACUAAAGCCAGUGCUAGCUCAUUUCUCUGCAUGUCUCGCUGCUGUGUCCGAGCACUCGCCAGGCAUCGGAAGAAGACUGCUUCCUCUCUCUGGUCCUAUGCUCACAUCACUUUCAUGGAGUACCUACGUCUGGGACAACUUCAGCUCUUUGAGAUCUUCCUCCAGGCACAGUCUUCUCCUAUAGGACGCUGGAUUUAUCAUGUUGUGCACUGGAUCUCCCAGUAUCGCUACUGAUUCCCGGAGACCAGGAUGGACACAGGAAGCAGCUGCAAUGACGUCACCCCCUACUGGAAGGAACGAUGGUUAAUGUAAAGAUUUUGGAGUGCCGGAGUCCACUGUUAUAUAAUCUCCAAAACCCACUGCAUGUACAGAAAGUAAGAGGACACACCUUAACUACAGUCCACCAUGUGCACAGAAAUAUGAGGAUAAGCUGGACCUACACAAUGCUUACACAAUUUAGAGGGUAGGCGGAAUCUAGAGCCAACCACAUGUUCAGCAGUUAGAGGACACGCACAAUCUAGUACCCACUAAAAGUAGAUGCUGGGCCUUGCAGUCCUACAGCAGCUGAAGAAUUGCAGUUUACUUUGAGCAAUAUCAGAUUGGACAGAGGUAAAUUAGAUUUUGUAUUUAGCAGCAGCAAUUUCCCUAGCACUGUACAAUGUACAAAGGAACCAGUUGUUUCUAAUAACAUCAUAAUCUAAUGAGUUGUUGAUUGUAAGAGCUAGAGAUAAAGCAAUUAGCCUUUGCAGGUCUGUGACAGUG
This is a messenger RNA of Pseudophryne corroboree (corroboree frog), 3575 nucleotides long. It is a transcript of the gene ADCK1, whose product is annotated as aarF domain containing kinase 1. The coding region runs from base 1476 to 3047 and encodes 523 amino acids. Gene Ontology annotation, molecular function: protein kinase activity; ATP binding. NCBI's taxonomy places the organism in Eukaryota, Metazoa, Chordata, Amphibia, Anura, Myobatrachidae. The transcript is spliced from 11 exons. The record is from RefSeq and is a predicted model, not a curated record. Gene Ontology annotation, biological process: protein phosphorylation.